Messenger RNA from Papaver somniferum (opium poppy), 1997 nucleotides. RefSeq names its product pentatricopeptide repeat-containing protein At1g63330-like. The transcript has a single exon. Lineage: Eukaryota; Viridiplantae; Streptophyta; Magnoliopsida; Ranunculales; Papaveraceae. Gene Ontology annotation, molecular function: protein binding. The record is from RefSeq and is a predicted model, not a curated record. Bases 1 to 1863 code for a protein of 620 amino acids.
AUGAAACCAAGGUACAUUCAUUCUCUCUUUCUCUCUGAGAAAAUGAAAUUAGGCAAGAUAUUACUGCACACAACAGCAAACUCCAAUUAUUCUUAUGGUUCAAGAGGUUAUAAAAGAGUAAAACAACUUGAGCAAAAUGUGAGGGAUGACUGUAAAUCUGGUAAGAUUAAGAAGCUUGAAGAUGGUUUGCAAUACUUUGAUAAGUUGAUUUUGGAAAGGCCAUUUCCAUCUAAUGAUACUUUUUGCCAUGUGUUAAGUUCUUUAUCCAAAAUCAAGUGUUACUCAGAUGUGAUUAUGUUGUAUAAGAAAAUGAACUUAGUUGGAGUACAACCUGGUCCGUAUACAUUGAGCAUUUUGAUUAAUUGCUGUUGUCAAUUAGGAAAGGUUGAUCAUGGGUUUUGUUUGCUUGGAGAGAUUAUAAAGAGAGGUUAUCAUCCUGAUACUGUCACUUUUACUACACUGAUUAAGGGGUUGUGUCUUCAACAAAAGAUUGAUUCUGCAUUCAAAGUGUUCGACACAAUGACACAGACGGGUAUUCAACCUAAUGCCUUCACAUGUGAUACUCUGAUACAUGGGCUUUGUAAAACUGGUCAAGUGGGUCGUGCUCUUCAGCUGAAAAACAAUAUGAUGAAAUGGAACUGCAGACCUACUUCUGUUUCAUACUCUGUGAUUAUAGAUACACUCUGCAAAGGAGGUUUGGUCGAUGAAGCUCUGGUUCUCUUCAAUGAGAUGCAUAGGGAUCCGAAUGUUGUACCCGAUGCAGUUGUGUACACUUCUUUGAUCAAUGGGCUUUGCAAUUAUGGCCGAUUGAAUGAAGGAAGAAUUCUUUUUGACGGGAUGAUUAGAAGAGGAAUAUCUGCAAAUAUAACAACUUAUAAUUGUAUGAUUCAUGGACACUGCCUACAUGAUCAACAAGAAGAAGCAAGAAGAUAUUUUGAUGAAAUGAUCGAUCGUGGGAUUUUUCCAAAUACAGUAACUUUUAGUAUAUUAAUAGAUUCACAUUGUAAAGAUGGGAUGACGGAAGAUGCUUGGGGGUUAUUCAAAUUGAUGGACAAGAUAAACAUAGAACCAAAUCAGAUAACUUACAAUUCAAUGAUGGACGGUCUGUGUUUGACAGGUCGACUGCAACUUGCGGUUAAACUGUUUGAUUCAAUGGUGGAUAGGGGCCUUGAGCCAAAUGAAUUCAACUACAAUGUGAUAAUCAAUGGUUAUUGCAAGAAUCGUAAGUUGGAUGAAGCUCUGCAGUUGUUCAAGAAAAUGAAACAAAACGGAUUGCGACCUACAACUGUUGUUUACAAUACAGUGUUAUGGGGACUAUACCGUGUUGGAAGAGUUAGGACUGCACAGAAUUUGUUGAAUGAGAUGCAAACUUUUGGUCUAUCUCCAGAUGAAGUUACAUAUAAUACAAUAUUGGAUGGACUCUGCAAGAAUGGAAAAAUGGAAGAGGCAAUAGAAAUUUUUGAAUCCAUGGAGGAAAAUCUAGUUACCACUCCCGUAUACACUAUUCUUAUCCGCAGUUUAUUCCAGGCUGGCAAGUUGGAAGAUGCCAAAAAACUGUUUAAUGAAAUACCUAAAAAAGGAUUAGUUCCUAAUGUAGUAACAUAUACUACAGUGAUAGAUGGCCUCUUUUGUAACAAGAUGUUUCAGGAGGCUAACGCAUUAAUCAUCCAAAUGGAAGAGAAGGGCUGUUUACAAGAUGCUAGGGCAUAUGAUACCAUCAUCCGUGGAUUUCUUAUUGCAAAGGAGACUGCCAAGGCAUUGCAAUUUCUUCGCAGGAUGCUUGAAAGAAAACUUUCACCAAGUGAUCCUGUUAUUAUUUGGUUAGUAAAAACUCUCUCAGUAGAUGAGUUUAGAAAUCUCUAGCUUUUCGUUCUUUUGUUUGGUAAACACUGACAAUCUGAAAUCUCUAUUAACUGCAACAUAUUUGCUUGAAUAUAUGGUUUCUUUCUUUACUUUACUUGCUUCUUUGUGCUCCCUUUGUUUGGUAAAACCAUAUA